Molecule: messenger RNA, 1113 nt
Organism: Phaedon cochleariae (mustard beetle)
Lineage: Eukaryota; Metazoa; Arthropoda; Insecta; Coleoptera; Chrysomelidae
Source: the annotation of a GenBank genome assembly
CAAGGAGAGUAUACAGAGAAGGAGUGCUAGAUCCCUAUCUUCCAAUGUAUUCCCUAAAAUGUGACGUCAUGCUGAUGCCUUUCGCAUCUCUUUUGUUUUCUGUGAUCAUGCCGUGAUCCUAUUGGUCGAAAUAAUACACAAAACAUAAACAAACAUGGCUGAAAUAUUUAGCAAACGCGCGCUAAUGUUACAUCUUUCAAAGCUUUCCAAGGUUUCUUUGUGUGAUUUGAGUGAUUUGUGAGAAAUUGUUCAUGUUUUUUAUUUAUGAGUGAUCACUCAUCAGCUAUCAACCAUCAAAUUACAGAUUAUAGAAAGAGGAAAGAGACUUUGGAAGCCUCCUAACCAUUGUGAAUUUGAGUGCAUACAGAGAAUUUUUACAGCCUGUGAAGUACUUUGCAAAGAACAACUUCAUUUUGUAUAUUUCUCACAGAUUAACCAAUAAAAUGCCUGGAAUGAGUGGAAUGUGCUGUGCUGUUUAUGGCCUAUUCCAAAACUGCAGGUGCUGGUAUUAUUUUUCAUAGAUUUCCUGGUUUUGUUACCAUCAGACAAGAAUGGAUAACCAGAUGUAGCAGUAAAACAACGUUCAAUCCAGAUUCAAGUAGAAUGUGUUCUUGUUAUUUCACAAUAGAAGAUUAUGAAAGAGACUUGAAGAAUGAAUUAUUAGGUUCACCCUUGAAGAGGAUUUUGAAAAAAACUGCGAUUCCCACACUGGAACUGGCAGAAAUUCAAGAAAACUAUGAUGCAGGGCAGACACAAGACCAUUCAGAAAAAUUAUUGGAAGUAGUCUGAAAUGAUACUGGCCAAGAACAAAUACAUCAAGUCCAUUAAAGUCCAAUCAUCAUCAAAUGUGAACAGAAUUUCAUCAACUUUAUACUAUCUAGGUUAUAGACAAUUUGGGGAAAAGUACAAGAAUAUGGAAACAAUGAUUCAAUGCCAGAAGAUACAAAUAGAAAAGAUACAUCUUUAAUGAAGCUCUUGACAUAAGUCAGCACUUGAAAAUUUGUAAAAAGGAAAGUUACUCUAUAUGAAAAAUCAGUAUUUUUAUUUUUCACAAGUCAAAACAUUACUUAGUUUCAGAUUAGCAAUGCAGCUAUUGAACAAAAUCUGGCAGAU